Messenger RNA from Protopolystoma xenopodis, 279 nucleotides. NCBI's taxonomy places the organism in Eukaryota, Metazoa, Platyhelminthes, Monogenea, Polystomatidea, Polystomatidae. The record is from the annotation of a GenBank genome assembly.
AUGCUUGAUCUCUACAAUGAAUACCCUUUUGUCGCCCAUCCAAAGAGGCACUUCUCACCGUCAGCAUUGGCGGCAGUCUCGACUCCUCAUCUCCUCGCUGGCAGGACUCGCGUCGUGGACGGAGUAGACGAUCAGCUGAUACAGACCUUAUCUUUCCUUCAAACGCAGCACUACCCAAGUCAUGUUGUGGUUGCAGACAGCCUUACGCGUCCAAGUCAUCAUGUGACUGACCGAUUGUUGCCAAACUAUGCCAGUUUCAGUGGGCUUCCUAGGGUCUGA